This is a messenger RNA of Komagataella phaffii GS115, 1170 nucleotides long. Its product is annotated as Component of the TOM (translocase of outer membrane) complex. Gene Ontology annotation, biological process: protein import into mitochondrial matrix. Gene Ontology annotation, molecular function: transmembrane protein transporter activity. Gene Ontology annotation, cellular component: mitochondrial outer membrane; mitochondrial outer membrane translocase complex. NCBI's taxonomy places the organism in Eukaryota, Fungi, Ascomycota, Pichiomycetes, Pichiales, Pichiaceae. The transcript has a single exon. Bases 1 to 1170 code for a protein of 389 amino acids. The record is from RefSeq and is a predicted model, not a curated record.
AUGUCAACUCCCAAUCCUAGUCCUCUUGGAACCGAUAUAUCCAAACUGGCCAUUCCCACAUUGCCAGGAAACUUUCCUCCAGAGACACAGAAGUCUGGAUUUUGGUCAUCCAACCCCAUUUUCUACUACCUGAACAACGUUUACUCUUCAGUGUCAGAGCACCGUCAGUCUUUGAACUUGGUCAACCCAGGGGUCUUUGAGAACCUCACAAAGGAAGUCAGCCGUGAUGUUUUCCUCAACCAAUACUUUUUUACAGGACUGAGAGCAGACCUCAACAAGGCCUUCAUUAUGAACCCAGUGUUCCAGAUUUCUCAUGCUUUGUCUAUUGGAUCCGAACAAAUCCCACCAUAUGCAUUUAGUGCCUUAUACGCCAACGACAACCUGUUCUUGCAAGGUAACUUGGACAACAACUUUUCAUUGUCUGGUAGAUUACACUACGGAUGGGAUAAGCACAACAUCACUAAAGCAACUUUGCAAAUUGUUAAGGACCAACCAACCAUGGCUCAACUGGAGCAAGACUACCAGGGUAAUGACUUUUCCUUCAACUUCAAGGCUUUGAACCCUUCUAUUCUAGACGGCCGUUUUACCGGUGUUGCCGUUGGAUCUCUCCUACAAGCUUUAACCCCAAAGUUGGCCGUUGGUCUGGAAUCUGUAUACUCUGUCCAACAUCCUUCUUACCCAGCUGAAGCUGCUGUUUCUUAUGUUGCCCGUUAUAACAAUACUAACUGGAUUGCUACCGCUCAGUUGCAAGCUCAAGGUUCUUUGAGCACCUCUUUCUGGAGAAAGGUUACCGAAAACGUGGAAGCUGGUAUUGAGACCAACUUACAAGCCACUAUGAAGCCUUUGACGGACCCAAUCAUGGGUGCCCCAGUUGGCUUUCAGCCAGUUAUCGAGGGAACCACCACUCUUGGUGCCAAAUACGAAUUCAGACAAUCUGUAUUUAGAGGCCAGAUCGACUCUCAAGGUAAAGUCGCUUGCUUCUUGGAGAAGAGAAUCCUCCCUACUGUUUCCAUUUUAUUCAGUGGUGAGUUGAACCACUUUGACAACACUUCCAAAUUGGGUCUUGGUUUGCAAUUGGAGAGCGCUGGCUCCGAAGAACUGAUGAAGAUGCAACAAGGUUUGAUUGAUCAGAACGGAAACCCUAUUCCUGGAGCUCCUCAGACUUUAUAA